GUUUGUGGAUAAAAAGGGAAAAGAAGAAAACAUGCCUUUUGAUUUGGCAGGUUUGAAAAACCAGGUGCUCAAACCUGGGAAGGAGGAGGUGAAGAACACCGUGGGGGACUCUUUAGGAAAACUGCAGAGGAAAAUAGAUGGUAGUAACGUUGAGGACGAGGACAACAUUGAGCUCACAGAAGACGGUCGUCCGGUGGCAUCAGCACCACGUCCUGCCCCUUUACUGGACUGCAGCUGCGGCGGUCUGCCUAAACGCUACAUCAUCGCCAUCCUCAGUGGCCUGGGUUUCUGCAUCUCUUUUGGCAUUCGAUGCAAUCUGGGUGUGGCCAUUGUGGAGAUGGUGAACAACAACACCGUCUACAUCAAUGGGACUCCAGUGCUUCAGAAAGCUCAGUUUAACUGGGACCCAGAAACUGUGGGACUGAUUCACGGAUCCUUUUUUUGGGGCUACAUCGUCACUCAAAUCCCAGGCGGAUUCAUCUCCAACAAGCUGUCUGCCAACAGGGUGUUUGGAGCGGCCAUUUUCUUGACGUCAGUGCUGAAUAUGUUCAUACCAUCGGCAGCAAGGGUGCACUAUGGUUGUGUUAUGUUUGUGCGCAUUCUACAGGGAUUAGUGGAGGGGGUCACCUACCCAGCAUGCCACGGGAUGUGGUCCAAGUGGGCACCACCUCUCGAACGAAGUCGACUGGCCACCACAUCGUUCUGCGGGUCCUAUGCAGGAGCGGUCAUUGCCAUGCCCUUAGCAGGAGUUCUGGUUCAGUUUGUUGGCUGGUCGUCAGUCUUCUAUAUUUAUGGAGUUUUUGGGAUCAUUUGGUACAUCUUCUGGCUCCUGCUAGCCUACGGAAGUCCUGCUGCACAUCCCACAAUCACAGACGAGGAGAGGUUAUACAUCGAGUCCGCCAUCGGUGAAACGAUUCAUCAAUUGAGCGUUACUGAGAAAUUCAAGACCCCGUGGCAUCGCUUCUUUACAUCCAUGCCCGUCUACGCCAUCAUUGUGGCGAACUUCUGCCGCAGCUGGACCUUCUACCUGCUUCUCAUCAGCCAGCCGGCGUAUUUUGAGGAGGUGUUCGGCUUCCCCAUCAGCAAGGUGGGACUCCUGUCUGCUGUCCCCCACAUGGUGAUGACCAUCGUGGUCCCUAUCGGAGGACAGCUGGCAGACUUUUUACGAAGCAAAAAAAUCAUGUCUACGACCAACGUGAGGAAGAUGAUGAACUGUGGAGGGUUUGGUAUGGAGGCCUCUCUGCUGUUGGUGGUUGGAUUUUCUCACACUCGAGGAGUCGCCAUUUCUUUCCUUGUUCUCGCUGUGGGCUUUAGUGGAUUUGCCAUUUCAGGUUUUAAUGUGAAUCAUCUGGACAUUGCUCCUCGCUAUGCCAGCAUCCUGAUGGGCAUUUCCAACGGGGUCGGAACGCUGUCUGGAAUGGUGUGUCCCCUGAUCGUCGGAGCUUUGACUAAACACAAGACUCGCCUGGAGUGGCAGAACGUCUUCGUGAUUGCAUCCAUGGUGCACUACUCAGGGGUCAUCUUCUACGCCAUCUUCGCGUCGGGCGAGCUGCAGGACUGGGCCAACCCUGAGGGCCUGAGCGAGGAUAAAUGUGGCAUCAUUGACGAGGACGAGCUGGCCGAGGAAUCGGAGCUCACCAACGAGAUCGCGUUGGCUCCCAAAAAGAGCUACGGAACAACGGACGGCUCGUACGGUCAGAAGCACGGCUGGAAGAAGAAGAGAGGAGCGACUGGGCAGGAGGGUGAGGAGGAGCAACACUACGGGAACGGGGACUACCAGGACACAUACCAGUGAGAUACUGGUUUAAGACUUCCAAAGCUGAAGGUUCAGCUGUCACUCCUGAUGAAAAGACCAGGAGCUGCAGCAUCACAUGCACCUCAAGAAGAUGUUCUUCUUUUAUUUUUGUCUUUUUAUCCUCGACAAACACACAUAGUUACAGUAACGUACCAUAAAUCAUU
Molecule: messenger RNA, 1959 nt
Organism: Nematolebias whitei (Rio pearlfish)
Lineage: Eukaryota; Metazoa; Chordata; Actinopteri; Cyprinodontiformes; Rivulidae
Gene: slc17a8
Product: solute carrier family 17 member 8
Exons: 12
Coding region: 32-1795 (587 amino acids)
Biological process (GO): monoatomic anion transport; regulation of synapse structure or activity; neurotransmitter loading into synaptic vesicle
Cellular component (GO): excitatory synapse; synaptic vesicle membrane
Molecular function (GO): L-glutamate transmembrane transporter activity; neurotransmitter transmembrane transporter activity
Source: RefSeq, a predicted model, not a curated record